Cuscuta campestris is the source of this 4198-nucleotide messenger RNA. The record is from the annotation of a GenBank genome assembly. Lineage: Eukaryota; Viridiplantae; Streptophyta; Magnoliopsida; Solanales; Convolvulaceae.
AUAGUUUGACCGGUCAAGUAAUUUACACCAUCAUUUUUGGCGCCAUCCGUGGGACCGUUAAGGUUUUUCCUCUUCUAAACACAAACCUACCCACAAAAACACCACUCAAAAUGUCUUCAAGCCAGCAAAUCAACGCAACUCCCGCUCAGGUGCAAGCCAUCACUGAAGGUACCAGCAUCCCCAUGGUUGCUACCCUGCCAGCCAUCUCAGCUCCGGUUUUGCCGUUGGGACUAAGCUCAGUCCCGACACCUAGCAUGGUCAGCCCACUCACGGCCCCCAUCCCUUCCGCUGGGCCAAGGGUCACCUUUCCACCAAGCAUGACUCAGUUCAUGAAUGACCCGGCGAACCUGCAAGCCAUCCAAGGCUUUGGCCAGGUCAUGGCCAUGUGCCAGCAGAACGGGGGGAUGCCUUUUCUCCCUGGUAUGUUCCCGUUCGCCCUUCCAGGAGCGGGAACGAUGCCCCUACAAACUCCGAUGGCAGUGACGCCAUUCCAAACGCCGAUUCCGCAGCCAUCACCUUUCCAGCCGCAGCUGGUCAGCGCUGUGGCCCCCAUCAACUUGACGGGUGCGCUCAAUGCUGCGGGGCCAUCGCGUCCCCCGCAAGGUACGAAUCCGCAAAUCACUCCUGAUGGUCACUGCGUCUCAGUUGAGAGCGGGGAUGACGAGUGGGACAUCCCGAGGGCCCACAAGAAGAAGAAGGGAAAGGCCAUCCAGCCAGCCACUUCCCGAAACUCCGCCUUCGAAAGGCUGGGGGAUAGGGAAGAGGGCCAGAGAAAAUCAGCCAAGCUGAGGCUGGGGCAAAGCGUCGCCCAUGUCAGCGCGUUUGCCCGGUUGGGCGAGAUGAGGGAGGCCGAGCCUGCCCGCACCCAACGCUCCCGGUCGAACCGGCAAGAGCCAGCCAGGACGAGGGCCUCUCGUCAAGAGGAGGAAGCAGAAAGCCAGCCCAGGGCACCGGUGGCUAAUCGGUUGACCGUCCCCAACGACCGCGUCCAGCAGAUGGAGGCAAAGUUGGAGAGGCUGGAAAAGAAAGUCGAGGAGAAGAGUGACCGGGACAAACCUCUCGCGGGCUCCCCGUUCACCGCAAGAGUCCAUCUGACACCUUUCCCGCGAAAGGUUAAGAUAGACGCCCCAAGGUUCACCGGUAAAGAGGACCCAGAAAUCCACCUGGACUCCUUCAACCAGAGUGCAACCAUGAACGGUUGCACAGAUGAAGAAAAGUGCCCCCUUUUCUUCCAGACCUUAGGGAAUCGAGCCACUGAAUGGUUCAACAAACUUCGCCCGGGAAGUAUUGACUCGUUCAGUGACUUGGCCUCGAAGUUCAAGGCCAAGUUCCAGGAGAACUGUACAAAGAGGAAGAAAUUCACCUAUCUUAGUACAGCCGGGCAGAGGGAGCCUGAGAACCUCACCCAAUUCCUUACCCAGUGGAAGGAAGAGGUAGACAAGGUUGAGGAAAUGGAUGACAAGACAGUGUUGUCCCUCCUCCUGAAUGGUUUGCGAGCCGGGGAACUUUACAAGGAGUUCUGCCGAAAACCCCCGGCCACGUAUCAGGAAGCCUACCACACUGCAUGGGAGUUCGCCGAGGCAGAAACCCAACUACGGGCGAAGAAAGAGGCCGAGCAUGGUUACAAGCCCAAACCGGUGCAAGUCAAGAAGGAAGAGGCGUCGGGAUCCAACCGGCCAAGACACCACUAUGACCCGGUCAUCCGCAUGGUCAACACAGAAGAGUGCCAGGAGAUAAGGAAAGCACCGGCUACCUACCCGGUCAUUCCUCUGGAAAAUACCACCGGGCAAACUGGGCGCCAGUGGUCGGGCACCUAUUGCUCAUACCACCGGUCAGAUUCCCAUAACACCUCAGAAUGCAAGAGUGUUAAGGGAGUGAUCCGGCAGAUGAUAGAUAGCGGGGAACUGGGCAAAGAUUAUCUACAGAAAGCCCAAGAGAAGAACCACCAAUGGGUUAGGCCGGCAACCCAGGAGAACGACCGGGACAAGGACCGGCGGAGGACCAACCGGCCGAGGGAACAACCUCCCCCCGACAAAGAGCAUAUUGGAAUGAUCUUCGGCGGACCUGAAGGGGGAGAUUCAGCCGCGCAGCGGAAAAACUGGGUCCGCAGCAUUUACGUGGGUGAAGUAAGUGCUGAACCGGCCAGGCGCAAAUAUCCCAGGAGGGAGCCAAUAGUCUUCACUGACCGGGACCUCCCUCCUACCGGUGAAGAUCACAAUGAUCCAUUGGUCAUCACCAUGGACAUCAAUGGGGUGGACGUCGCCCGGGUACUUGUUGACACCGGCAGUAGUGUCAACAUCCUCUACCUAGAGACCUUCCAGAAACUCAAGUUGUGUCGAACACAACUUGAGCCCCUCAAAACCCCUCUCUCAGGUUUCACGGGAGAUACAGUUGAAGCUGAGGGAUCCAUAGUUCUACCGGUCGAACUAGGAUCAGGCGAAAAGACCGUGUGGAAAAGGAUGCGGUUCAUUGUUGUGGACAUCAAGUGCGUCCACAACGCGAUCCUUGGAAGGCCAGGCAUCAACAAAGUCGGGGCUGUGAUUUCCAUGCCCCACCUGUGCAUGAAGUUCCACACACCAGGCGGUGUGGGUGAAGCGAGGGGCGACCAAAGGAACGCCCGGGAGUGCUAUGCCCGGGCAGUCAAGAAAAUGACCAAGGGGGUCAACGUCAUCUCCCAAGAAACACCAGGGGAGAGACCCGGGAGAAACUGGAGCCUGAGGCUGAGACGAUGGAGAUUGAACUUCACCCGGGUGAUUCUUCAAGGAUGGUCAGAAUCGGAGCCAACCUCCCAGAAGAUCUCAAGGCGGAGAUUACACGGGUACUCCAAGAGUACGCGGGCAUAUUUGCAUGGAGCGUGGCAGAUAUGCCCGGAAUUGACCGCUCAAUCAUCUGUCACCGACCCACCGGUCAACAAACCCACUGAGCAAUGGUGGGAGAUGGCGGUAGACGGGGCAGCUGGCCCUAGAGGAUAUGGGGGUGGGAUCGUGUUUACCACCCCAGAAGGGUUCAAGAUCUAUCAUGCGAUCGCCUUCAACUUCAAGCUGACGAACAAUGAAGCAGAAUACGAAGCUCUGGCUGGAGGGCUCAGACUCGCCCAAGCCCUGAAGAUCGACCGGGUCAGUAUCAAAUCUGAUUCCAGUUUGAUCGUCGGGCAAGUGACCGGUAACAUGGAAGCUAGAGAAGGUCGAAUGGCGCAGUACAAGGACCUAAUACUUGCCCUGUUGAAAGGCUUCGAGGAAUUCAAGAUCGCCCAAAUCCCCCGGGCGGAAAAUGCAGAUGCAGACCUUCUCUCAAAGUUGACGCAAUAUGCCCCCAAGCAUGUUUCAAAACUUGCCCGGGUAGAAAUUCUUGAUCAUGCCAGCAUUGAAAAAUUGGAAGUAGCCGCCAUAACAGGAGCAGACCAACCUGACCGGUCAAACUUGGUCGGGGCGGAUGACCCCUGGAUGUGUGAUCUGAUGGAAUAUCUGAUGCACGGGACCUUGCCGGAACAAGAUGACCGGGCAAGAAAAGUGAAGCUCAGGGCACCCCGGUUCCAAGUCCUUGAUGGGAAGCUGUACAAAAGGGCGUUCGGAGGACCCCUCCUGAGAUGCCUAACCAACCGGGAGGCUGAACGGGUCAUAGCAGAAGUCCAUGAAGGUGUAUGCGCGGCGCAUCAAAUGUCCCGCACUCUUUCCCAGCGCAUCAUCUUGUUGGGGUAUUACUGGCCAACAAUUGUCCAGGAUUGCGAGAGGCUGCCCAUCGAAGCGGAACUCCCAACAUUCCGGGAAUCAAAUUAUCAGCCCCAGCAAAAUGAGGAAGAUCACUUGGCCGAACUCAACUUGGUCGAAGAGCGGAGAAUGGCCGCGGAAGUUAAAAUGAGCACAUAUCAACAAGUCGUGAAGAAGUACCACGACAACAAGGUUGGACCACGAUACUUUCAAGUCGGCGAUGAAGUCCUGCGAAGAAGGGAAGCUAGUAGACCGGGAGACGGAGGAAAGCUGGCCAAAAACUGGGAAGGACCCUACCGGGUGAGAGUUAUCAUUCGCCCGGGAACCUACCGGUUAGAAACUCUUGAUGGUGUACCGGUAGAAAGAACCUGGAAUUCCUAUCAUCUUCGCAAGUUCUACAAAUGAUUGUAAUACUAGGCAAGGCCUACUUUAUUAUCGAUCAAAGCGAUGACAUUCAAUACUCUACAUGGUAGCGGCAGAAUUGAUAGGUC